Aricia agestis (brown argus) is the source of this 519-nucleotide messenger RNA. It is a transcript of the gene RpS15A, whose product is annotated as 40S ribosomal protein S15Aa. Gene Ontology annotation, biological process: translation. The record is from RefSeq and is a predicted model, not a curated record. NCBI's taxonomy places the organism in Eukaryota, Metazoa, Arthropoda, Insecta, Lepidoptera, Lycaenidae. Gene Ontology annotation, molecular function: structural constituent of ribosome. The transcript is spliced from 3 exons. Bases 103 to 492 code for a protein of 129 amino acids. Gene Ontology annotation, cellular component: cytosolic small ribosomal subunit; ribosome.
AUGUCUAUGGACCCAGAUGAUUGAUUGCGAUUGAAAAAAAAAAUCUUUCUUUUUGACUACUCAGUCAUUUCGGGUUGUUGCGGGAUUUAAAUCCUAGCAGCCAUGGUGCGUAUGAACGUAUUGAGUGAUGCCCUAAAAUCCAUUCACAAUGCCGAGAAGAGAGGAAAGAGGCAAGUGCUUAUCAGGCCUUGCUCCAAAGUUAUUGUCAAAUUCCUCACAGUGAUGAUGAAGCACGGCUACAUUGGAGAGUUUGAGAUCGUCGACGACCACAGAGCUGGAAAAAUAGUUGUGAACCUCUCAGGAAGACUAAACAAAUGUGGUGUUAUCUCACCCAGGUUUGAUGUCCCCAUCAAUGAUAUUGAAAGAUGGACCAACCUUCUUCCAUCUCGACAGUUUGGAUACCUAGUUCUCACCACGAGCGGCGGCAUCAUGGACCACGAAGAAGCGAGAAGGAAACAUCUUGGAGGCAAGAUCCUAGGCUUCUUUUUCUAAUCUUAACUCAAUAUAAAUGAAAAAGUA